Alosa alosa (allis shad) is the source of this 2521-nucleotide messenger RNA. It is a transcript of the gene plppr3b, whose product is annotated as phospholipid phosphatase related 3b. Lineage: Eukaryota; Metazoa; Chordata; Actinopteri; Clupeiformes; Clupeidae. Gene Ontology annotation, biological process: signal transduction; phospholipid dephosphorylation; phospholipid metabolic process. Gene Ontology annotation, molecular function: phosphatidate phosphatase activity. The record is from RefSeq and is a predicted model, not a curated record.
GAUGAUUGAUUGACAGGGAACAGGGGGCUCAUGGGAUACCUGAUGAUUGAUUGACAGGGGGCUCAUGGGAUACCUGAUGAUUGAUUGACAGGAGGCUCAUGGGAUACCUGAUGUGUGUUUCCAGGCUCAGUCUGUGCUGUCUGUUGCCAUGACGUCACCGAGGGAGAAGGUCAAGAAGAAGCCCCCUAAAGACAGUCUGACCCUACUGCCCUGCUUCUACUUCGUGGAGCUGCCCAUUGUGGCGUCCUCCAUGGUGUCGCUGUACUUCCUGGAGCUGACGGACGUGCUGCAGCCGGCACAGGUGGGGUUCCGUUGCCAUGACCGCUCGCUCAGCAUGCCGUAUGUGGACAGCGGGGACGAGCUCAUCCCACUACUCAUGCUUCUGAGCCUCGCCUUCGCUGGGCCCGCCGCGUCGAUAAUGAUGGGGGAGGGGCUUAUCUACUGCAUGCAGUCGCGCUUGAGGAUCCGCCCCGGUAACGAAGGAAGCAUCAACGCUGGCGGCUGCAACUUCAACUCCUUCCUGCGUCGCACCGUCCGCUUCGUGGGAGUGCAUGUCUUUGGGCUAUGUGCCACUGCCCUGGUCACUGAUGUCAUCCAGCUGGCCACAGGCUACCACACGCCGUUCUUCCUGACCGUGUGCCGGCCCAACUACACGCUGCCUGGAGUCGCCUGCGACAAAAACCCCUACAUCACCAAGGACAUCUGCUCAGGACUGGACCAGCACGCCAUCCUGUCUGCCCGGAAAACCUUCCCUUCCCAGCAUGCAACACUCUCGGCCUUCGCUGCUGUAUACAUAUCGAUGUACUUUAACUCCACCAUCUCGGACAGCACCAAGCUGCUGAAGCCGGUUCUGGUGUUUGCGUUCACCAUCGCCGCUGCUCUCUCAGGGCUGACCCAGGUCACUCAGUACAGGAGCCACCCUGUGGACGUCUAUGCCGGCUUCUGCAUCGGAGCGGGCAUCGCCAUGUACCUGGCCUUCCAUGCUGUGUCCAACUUCAACCCCUCGGAGGGCCCGUGCCCCGGCCCCCCUCCCCCCCAGAAGGACGCUCUGCGUGAGCUGGCCCAGCGUGGACACGACUCCGUGUACCAGAAGGGCCACGCGUCGGAGAGCAACGAGGAGAUCACGUCGCCGGGCCUGCCGGCGCUGGUGGGCGUGUCCGACGGGCUGAACCGGCCAAUGCAGCGCGAGAAGGCGUCGCUCAGCAGCCUGAAGCGCGCCAGCGUCAACGUGGAGCUCCUGGUGCCCCGCAGCCCCAUGGGAAAGGAAACCAUGGUGACCUUCAGCAACACGCUGCCACGGCCGGCCGCCACACACAACCCUGCGGCCGUCGGGCCAGACGACGCGGCGCCACAGCGGACGCAGCAGCAGCGCAGGCUAGUGACCGUGCCCGUUCAGCUGCCCAUGGACGCGCGCCACUCCCAGCAGCUGGUGUCCGAGUGGAAGCAAAAGUCCAUGGAGAUGCGCGGCAUGACGCUGCGGCAGCAGGAGGCGCAGGAGGAGGAGGAGGAGGAGGAGGAGGAGGAGGAGGAGGAGGAGGAGGAGGAGGACGGGAGCGACGAAGGCUCGGACGAGACCACCCCCACGGAGGAGGACACGGCCACGUCUGCGCUCUACCCGCCGCUGGACACGGCCGUGCGUCCAGCCAACCCUCCGGUGGGGGCGAGGGUGGUACUGCCCCCCCGGCCACCUGUGGCCCCCCAGCCCCCGCGCCUGCCGCACCCCCACCUGCCCGGCGAGAUGCCCGUGCGCCCCCCUCCCCCGCCCGUCUCGCCCAAGAGCGCCAGCACGCGCGCCAAGUGGCUGUCCCUGACGGAGAAGAGUGGGGCGCCGGUGCGAGCACCUGGUCAGCCGCGCCUCAUGCAGGUCAUCGCCAUGUCCAAGCAGCAGGGGCUGCUCUCAGGCUCCGCCCCCGCGUCCCCGCGCUCCUCCGAGACCGCCUCCUCAUCCUCCGUCACCUCCUCGUCCACCGCCGGCACCGACUCCCCCUACCGCCCCCCCGCCCAGCGAGAGCCCUCCGCCAUCGUCACCGUGGACGCACACGCACCCCACCACCCCGUGGUCCAGCCCCCCGGCAACACCAACCCCUGGGAGUGGAGAGGGAACGUAGGGAACGCGGGGAACGCCGUCGCUGGUUCCCGGGAAUCUUACGAGCUCAACGAGCUCCAGCGCGGCUAUCGGGUGAGUAAGGCCGGCUCGGUGUCCGGCGAGCAGCGGCAGGACGUCCCACCGCUGCCCCCGCAGGAAGUGGACGCGCGUAGCCGGGAGAGUCUGCGCCGCAAGACUCCGCUGGUGCUGCUGGACCAGAGUGGACACGGGCUCCCUGAACAGGACUACUACAGGAAGCACUCCACAGGACACAGGUACAAGGAGUGACCGGGACUUAGCAAGAGACGUUUACAUUUACACACACACACACACACUUAUACACACACAUACACACACAUAUAUACACACAUACACACAUAUAUACACACACAUACACACACAUAUAUACACACAUACACACAUAUAGACACACAC